This is a messenger RNA of Oncorhynchus keta (chum salmon), 3390 nucleotides long. RefSeq names its product HMG box-containing protein 1-like. Gene Ontology annotation, molecular function: protein binding; RNA binding; DNA-binding transcription factor activity, RNA polymerase II-specific. Gene Ontology annotation, biological process: regulation of transcription by RNA polymerase II. The transcript is spliced from 11 exons. The record is from RefSeq and is a predicted model, not a curated record. Bases 88 to 1584 code for a protein of 498 amino acids. NCBI's taxonomy places the organism in Eukaryota, Metazoa, Chordata, Actinopteri, Salmoniformes, Salmonidae. Gene Ontology annotation, cellular component: nucleus.
UUAACAAGAGAGAAGCCAUAGAUUGACGUCUGAAGCCACCAAUAAUGUUUGCGAAAAAGAAUAAUAUUUAUCUCUCACUUCUCGUUGAUGGCGACUGUUUUGUCAGAUGAGCUAAAGAAGCAUUAUAACAUGGUGUGGGAAGUUAAGAGUCCUCUGAGCAGCAGCAGUACUAUGUUGGAUAUCACAGGGCCAGAGGCAAGUAGAGACCAGGGAUUGGUCCUGCUCCAGUGUGAAGAACAGCUGCCCUCCUCCCCCGGAUGCCCCACCAGUGACAGCCACAUGGAAUACGAUGACCUCCCGGAGCUGGAGGAGGUGGAGGAGGACCAGACAGCCGCCGUUGUGUUUCAGGUGGGGGCGAGGGUGUCCCAUCAGGAACGUGACGGACACCCACACACUCACACGGCCGGGCCCCCGGACACACACUGGCUCACACAGCUAGCUCACAUUGCCACGGGCCCCCAGAGUCCCUUGCUACAGGGCUCCACUCAGGUCGUCAGUUCAACUCCCAUCCACAUCUUUGGCACCAGUAGUAACCUCCAUUCCUACGCCCGGCCUGCCCACACCCGGCCUCCCCUGACCUCCAGCAGCCUGCCCUCUGGAGGCCAACACAGGGAGUGCAGCAGGCGUGUCAGGGUCAGUAGUGAGUGUGAGUCUGCUGUGUACUGUCACUCCUCUGUGUCUGAUGACGAGGACAUGGGCUGGAGCCACUCUUGGCCACCUACUGCCUGGCACUGCUUCCUCAAAGGCACUCGUCUGCAGUUCCAUAAGGGUUCUAGUGUGGAGUGGCAGGAUGCUGAGAAACUGGUGUCGGACGAAGACUUAGACGAUGAGACAGAGGCUAUAUCCCACCCCCUGAAGGGCUAUGGUCGUGAGGGCCUGAGGCUGGUGUGCCACACAGAGAGCCGGGCGUUUGGCCAGUCCGUCCUCAAGCUGACCUUUGACCCAGGUGCCUGUGGGGAGUGGAUUCUGUCCGCUGAGUGUCAGCUGGACCACCCGUUCUAUGUCAGAAACAAAGGCUGGUCGUCGUUCUACCCCAGUCUGACUGUGGUGCAGUAUGGGAUCCCGUGCUAUGAGGUGAUGGUGGGUGACGUGUGUCUGCCUCCUGGACACAGAGAUGCCGUCCACACUGACGACUCCUUGGUGUUCGACACGUUCAGGAGUUAUGACUUCACUCCCCUGGACUCGUCGGCGGUGUACGUUCUGAGCAGCAUGGCCCGGCAGCGUAGGGCCUCCCAGUCCGGCGGGGGCGCCGUCAGCCCCGACCAAGACACACACCGCAACAAGCCAAUUAAGAGCCAGCGGGACUCAGGAGCAGCCGGGGUGGCUUCGCCCACGAAGUGCAAGCGGCCAAUGAAUGCAUUCAUGCUAUUCGCAAAGAAGUUCAGGUUGGAGUACACCCAGAUGUACCCUGGGAAGGACAACAGAGCGAUCAGUGUAAUCCUGGGAGAGAAGUGGAAGAAGAUGCGAGGAGAGGAGAGGAGGAUGUACACCAUGGAGGCCAAGGCCCUGGCUGAUGAGCAGAAGAGACUCAACCCUGACUGCUGGAAACGCAAGAGAACCAACUCAGGUUCCCAGGGGAACUAAGAGACGCAGACACACGAGAGAGGGAUGAGGCAGAUGACAGGAGAAAAGAGAGGGAGGCGAUGGAGGCGACUUGGAAGAGGGGUGUAUGGGGGGGAGGCAGUACACGGAAGACACAUGCGCGCGCACAUACACACACACACUUCAGAUGCGUAUAUAGAUGUACAGUUGAAGUCUGGAGUUUACAUACACCUUUGCCAAAUAAACUUACGACUUCAACUGUACAUACACUUAGGUUGGAGUCAUUAAAACUCGUUUUUCAACCACUCCACAAAUUUCUUGUUAACAAACUAUAGUUUUGACAAGUUGGUUAGGACAUCUACUUUGUGCAUGACACAAGUAAUUGUUCCAACAAUUGUUUACAGACAGAUUAUUUCACUUAUAAUUCACUGUAUCACAAUUCCAGUGGGUCAGAAGUUUACAUAAACUAAGUUGACUGUGCCUUUAAACAGCUUGGAAAAUUCCAGAAAAUUAUGUCAUGGCUUUAGAAGCUUCUGAUAGGCUAAUUGAUAUCAUUUGAGUCAAUUGGAGGUGUACCUGUGGAUGUAUUUCAAGGCCUACCUUCAAACGCAGAGGCACUGAGUUUAGUGUAUGUAAACUUCUGACUUCUGUGAUACAGUGAAUUAUACAGUGAAUUAUAAGUGAAAUAAUCUGUCUGUAAACAAUUGUUGAAAAAAUGACUUGUGUCAUGCACAAAGAUGUCCUAACCGACUUGCCAAAACUAUAGUUUAACAAGACAUUUGUGGAUCGGUUAAUGAACAAGUUUUCGUGACUCCAACCUAAGUGUAUGUAAACUUCCGACUCCAACUGUAUAUAUAAUAUACUAACUGUGCUUGAACAUAAGAUAUAUUUUUUAUGUCCGACUUGCCUUAAUCUUCCAAAGCAAGAAUGUAUUAUUUUUUAAAUCAUUUUUGAUUCAUUUCAGGUCAUUUCAUACCUUAUAGCUUGAAGAACAUGAGCCCCUGUGGUGCUGUAGAGUAGGGAAAGGAGAGGUGAAAACAACAUGUCUAUUUUUCAACCAGAGAUGAGUCUCGGGAAUUUAAAAAUGCUUCCGAUUAUGCCUAUAUUUGUAUAACUUUAUAUGUUAUUGCUAUUUUAUUUUAUUCUUACUAUUUUCACUUUGUACAUGCAGAGGGGAAGGGAGAGAGGGGUGGGUGGGAUAUGUGCUUAAACUUGAUUCUGGCUGUAUUCCAAAUGGACACCUACCCCUUAGGCACUUAAAAGGAAAACCACACUCAAAAACAAUCUUUUGGUGUUUGUUACAUUAGUCCACUGUUGAUACCAAAAUGUUAGCAUGUCAGCGGUUUUCAAGAUGCUGGACUUUCAAGAAGCAAAGUGUCACUUGCCACAUCAUAGUUUUUGAGUGGAUGUUUCCUUUAAUGUAGAUCUUAUCUAGUCUUCUCAUAUCGACACUAGUGUCCAGUGGUUAGGGGUUGGUUUGGACCUGGGCAUAUCUUACCCAGGUCAAGUGCACUGGGUGUGUGACAAACGACUAGGCCAUAUGUUAUAUUAUAAUGAUGUUAACAUACCUAUGGGACGGACAUGCAUACUCUCACUGCAAUUAUGCACUAUAUACACUGCAUCUUCUGUACGGCGGACAUGUGUUGUGUACAUCAAUAUGUAACGAAUAAUUCAAGUACAACUACGCGCAAGUGUAAUUUCGGACUCAAUCUCAGUUUAACUAUCAAGAUUGUGAAAUUGAUUUGAUUAAGUUUAUUUAUUUGUCUUCACCAAUAAUGUACAGGUCCUCCUGAAACUUGUACCCACAACGCUCUUGUAUUAUAGUAUAAAUAAAAGCAUGGAUCUGAA